AUGUCUUCACAACCGCCGUCGUCAGCUGAGCUUGCUCAGUUGAUGAAUGAUCCUGAAAGGAUCAGGAACGUGACGGUGAUGGCGCAUGUGGACCAUGGCAAGACGUCUCUGACUGACAGUCUCAUUGCAUCCAACGGCAUCAUAUCAGAGCGGCUCGCCGGCAAGCUUCGCUUCAUGGACAGGUACGAGCCUGCGGAAGAGGCAGAGGCUGGGGCCUCUCCCUACCUGAUCAACGUGAUCGACUCGCCCGGGCACGUUGACUUCUGCAGUGAGGUCUCCUCGGCUGUGCGACUGAGCGACGGGGCGCUGGUAGUAAUCGAUGUGGUAGAGGGGGCGUGGGUAGAGCGGCUGGUCCCUUGUCUUGUCCUCAACAAGAUCGACCGACUGAUUCUCGAGCUGCAAAUGUCAACAGACGACGCGUACCAGCACAUGCUGAGGAUCAUCGAACAGGUAAACGCGAUCGCGGCGAUGUUUCACAACGAGAUGGUGAUGGAAGAGGGGGACGAAGACGGUCAUUCAUUGUGGGAUGCGCAAGACAAGAUGAGAUCUCCUUUCGUCUUCUCGCCGGCUCUUGGGAAUGUUGCUUUUGGAUGUGCAGCAGCGAAUUGGGCAUUCAGGGUGUCAGACUUUGCACUCAUCAUAUCGAAACGUCUGGGAAUGAACGCCGGAUCUCUUCGAAAGGCUCUCUGGCCGGAGGACGGCAACGAUUUCUAUUUCAACCCCAAGACUAAGGUGUUAUCAUCAGAUGUCAUGUCAGGUCAAGAUGUCACUCAAUUCCAGUCUGUCUCCCGCAAAGAUGAAGGAGGAAAGCUCAAACCCAUGUUUGUGCAGUUCGUGCUGGAGCAGAUUUGGGCGGUAUAUCAUGCAUUCGUCUCUAGUCCUGACGAGGAGAAAGCUCGGAAGAUCGUGACUGCGCUGUCGCUGAAGGGAGGAAGCGCUGAGAAGUGUUAUGUCGAGAUGGCUGCCCUGGCCAAGUGUAUCCUGUCGAUGAUUCUUGAAGAGGUUCUUGGACCACGUCACAAUCCUUUACAUGAAGAUGACCAACACGUCUCAACGGCACAAGUUCGAGCACUUUACAUCCUGAUGGGUCGGGACUUGUUGAAUGUUCAGUCUGUUCCUGCAGGGUGUAUCUGCGGUGUAUGGGGCCUCGAGGAGCACGUUCUCAAGUACGCAACGCUGUGCUCAACUCGCAGUUGCCGCCCUCUCAGCUUUAUGUCGUUCCAGGCCAUGCCGAUCGUAAGGGUGGCGGUGGAGCCGUCGAAUCCUCUGCAACAUGACUUGUUGGUCCACGGCCUGCAGCUGCUCAACAGAGCUGAUCCAUCAGUGGAAGUGAAAAUACAGGAGACAGGAGAGCACGUGAUCUUGGCUUCGGGGGAGAUGCAUCUAGAGCGAUGCCUCAAGGAUCUCCGGGAGCUGUUCGCCAAGAUUGACAUCCACGUCUCUGCUCCUCUGGUCCAGUUCAAGGAGACGCUGAUAGACAAGAAGUCGUAUCCCGAGAUGUACUCAGAGGAAGAUGCUCCCCGUCCUCAUCCUCGCAAUCCUGUCACCUCCUCCACAGCUAACAGGCUCUGCGACUUCUCCGUACGGGCCCUUCCUCUCCCCCGCAGCAUUCGCAGGUUCCUUGUGCUGAGAGGGGAGGAGCUCAGGGCCGCACAUGCCGACCUGCUGGCUGGCAAGGCAAUGAAUGAGGAGACGAGGGAGCUCCUCAAGACGCUCCGAGAUGUUUUCAUGCAGGCUGAGGAUGGCUGGGAGGAGGAGUGGAAGUGCCUGUGGGCGUUGGGACCGAAACAUGUCGGGCCGAACAUCCUGCUCUGCCAUGUCGAAGGGUUCCAUCCAUCUGCCGACUGGAUACCCCCCGAGUUCUUCGAUCCCAAGGAGCAUCCGCCAGGGGACGAGGAGCGGCUGAAACUUCUGUCGGAGAUGGAGAGCAGCGCUGUGACUGUCUUGACGACACUGAGGUUCAUGCAGGGAGUUGCUUUCGUAGUGGAAGCGAUCAACCUCAAUGGAGGGGCCCAAGAGAUUGCAGCGAGCACAGACGUUUACGGGCCAUGGUCUGGACAGGUGAUCUCUGCAAUGAGAGAGGCUUGUAGAAACGCGUUCCUUAUGGGAGAGAGGAGGUUGGUAGAGGCGUUAUUUGAUUGUGAUGUCCAAACAACGGCAGACAUGUUGGGGAAGGCUUAUGCCGUGUUGAACAAGAGAAGGGCAAAAGUGGUGGAAGAAAGGAUGAAGGAUGGAACGGACAUCUUUGUGAUAGAGGCGAAGCUGCCAGUGGUAGAGAGUUUCGGUCUGGUCGACGAGCUCCGCAAGAACACAUCAGGGUCAGCGCAAUGUCAGCUCGUCAUGGCUGGUUGGGAAGUCAUGCCGUUUGAUCCUUUCUGGGAGCCCAACACAGAGGAAGAGCUAGAAGAUUCAGACCUCUCAGACGUUAUGAAUGCUCGUGGGGCGGCAAGAAAGUGUAUGGAUCUUGUCCGCAAGAGGAAAGGGCUGCCAGUAGAAGAAAAGCUUGUUCAGCAUGCAGAGAAACAGAUGCAGAGAACAAGAUCUCGUCGAAAUUGUUCUUCCAAUGUUGGUAGUGGCCGAUCAACGAGGUUGUGCGAAGACAAGGAGAUGAAGAAAGAAAGCAGUCAAGACAUGAAACUCCCCAAGAUCGCCAAGGUCGGGUCUAAGAACCCAAAGAUAAUGUUCUCCCCUUGCAGUCCGGCUGAGGUGAUCGAGAUGGCAGAGUUUCUUGGAGUAGAUUGGACCAAAGAGUUCUACCUGCUCCCUAUAGUGCGCAAGGCCAUCGUUGCUCCUUUCCCCGUGGAUUGGGAGAUCUCUAGAGACCAAUAUGGGAAAGUGUAUUACCACAACAAACUGACAUACAAAGUGAUCUCGAAGCAUCCCUUCCAUGAUACGUUCCUAGAAGCUAUAGAGGAUGCGCGAAAGAGUCACCAGAACGAUCUGAAUGCGAUUGAGGACGAAGAAGUGACGGACUUCACGACGAUUGCCAUCAAUGGCAGUCCCUGGAUGAGAUUCACGACACUCGAUGAAGAUUCUUCUUUCUGGUUCAACUUCGAAACUAAGACCCUCCACACUGAUGCGCAGUACAAGAUUCUUUGUGAAAUCGAAACAACAAAGAAGAUCGAAAAAGAGAAAGAGAAGCACAAUCCUUCAAAACUAGAGAAGAUGCAGAAGGAACUGAAGACCAAGAAAGCUCUGCAGAUGGCCCUGUCUUCAGGGCUGAGAGCGUUCUGGCUGAGAUGGCAAGUGCAUAUCAUGGAGCUUCGUAACAAACAAGCAACAGCAUUGCUGAAAGCUGGUCUGAUAGAAGGGAGACAGGAGGCCAAGGGUUUCAGACAGUGGAAGGAGAAGAGUGAGCAACUGUCAUUUGUGAGAAGAGCGCUUGCUCCACUUGGUGGUAGACGAGACAAAGCCAUCAGAAGAGACGCUUUUCGAGGAUGGCAUGAAGUCGUUCUUGCAGAGGUGGAGGAGAAGAAAGACAGAGAGUUCUUGCUCUCAAUCAUAUCUUCUUGGAAAGAAAAGUCAAAAACUACAUCUCAUCUCAAUAAUGUGAAAAAGAUUAUUCAGAAUUUGCUUACUUCGAACAGCAUUUCUCUAAAUUUUGGUGAAUGGCGAGAGUUGGCAAGAGAGUCCAAAUCACUAAGAAUACACAUCAUGAGUGAAGCCUGUAUCAAGAUCCAACGACAGUACCGGGCGAGAAGAGCAACAAAAGAUGCGGCAAAAGAGAGUGUAAAUCUAAGAAAGCAAAUGAAGUAUCGACUGUUGAGAAUCGGAAACACAUCAGAAGAAGAAAUUCCAGGGAGGUCAGAACAAAGCAUGAAGCAGAGUAGUGACGACGAAGGCGAGGGUGGAUCAUUGCUUCUGCACUUGCUUGAGGGAGCCAUGCACAAGACUGAAGAGGAGCAAGAAAAAGUUCGACUUAAAAAGAUUGCAAAGGAGGCAAGAACGAAAGCCUCAUUAGAACCUUCAGAAGAUGGGUUCGGACUUGCAAGUGUUAAGAAUGAUAUCAAUCGAAUAGCGGAACUUCUGGACCCCACAGGUCGAGACGAGUUUUUGAAGAGCAAUCAAGCCAUUCCAGCAGAAGAAAGCUACAAAACACUGAAUGAUUCUAUCAAUACUUUAUUCGACAAAUUUGUUAACGUACAAAACAACAACAGAGGCAUCAUGCAAGAGAUUGCGGCAGACCUUUUAGAUAGUCAAGAAGCAAUCAAAUCCUUCAGAUAUGCGCUCAAGUAUGAAUGCAAUUAGCCAUGCGAAUGAUCUCCAACAACUCAGCAAUUCUCUGGAAAAGUUUGUUUCCAUGAUUGAGAACAGAGACAGCAAGUCUUCUUGGUGAGUUGCUGAAAAUAAAUGUAUAGAACCUUCCAGCUCUUGGAGAUUGGAGAUUCUCGAAUCAAGCACAAACCGUAGGAAUGAUACAUACAUCGGUGAGUGAAGAGAAAUAAUCUCCAACUAGGUCAGGGUUUGCAAAUCUGAACAGAUUAAUUGUCAUCUGAAAUCUCGUGCUUAACAUGGUAGCCGAGUAAUUUGCAUCCAUAUGAUACAGCGGCCCGAUAUUGAGGAUGGUGUAAUUUCUCAAUUCGUCAGGAGCUUUCAGAUAAGGCAUAUUUGCAGCCCACAUCUGUAGCCAAUUGGCUUUCAAUUCAUACGCGACGUUUUUCAAAGUGUCUCGAGGUAAAACACAAAAUUUGCACUUGACAAUGAGAACCCUGGCGCAAUAGUUCACAUAGUUGACCGAUGUAGCUCCAAUGUCAGCGAUGUCCAGGCAAAGAUCGAUCAACGACCCUGAAAUCGACUGAGGAGGUCUCCAGCACAAUGUUUGCCAGAGCUCAGACCCUCUAGGUUGUAGAUUAGUUCCCAGAGGAAUUAUCCAAUUUGUUCUCCAUUUUGCUACUGGAAAAUAAAAAUUUCUCUCAUAUCCUGC
Messenger RNA from Guillardia theta CCMP2712, 4924 nucleotides. RefSeq lists its product as hypothetical. Gene Ontology annotation, cellular component: ribonucleoprotein complex; cytosol. The transcript is spliced from 43 exons. The record is from RefSeq and is a predicted model, not a curated record. Gene Ontology annotation, biological process: cytosolic ribosome assembly. Gene Ontology annotation, molecular function: GTPase activity; GTP binding; ribosome binding. NCBI's taxonomy places the organism in Eukaryota, Cryptophyceae, Pyrenomonadales, Geminigeraceae. The coding region runs from base 1 to 4248 and encodes 1415 amino acids.